Erythranthe guttata (spotted monkey flower) is the source of this 2214-nucleotide messenger RNA. Its product is annotated as inactive LRR receptor-like serine/threonine-protein kinase BIR2. Gene Ontology annotation, molecular function: protein kinase activity; ATP binding; protein binding. Gene Ontology annotation, biological process: protein phosphorylation. The record is from RefSeq and is a predicted model, not a curated record. NCBI's taxonomy places the organism in Eukaryota, Viridiplantae, Streptophyta, Magnoliopsida, Lamiales, Phrymaceae.
AACCCCACCAGAGGAGAGAGAGAGUAGAGAGAGAGAGAGAGAGUGUAGAGAGAGAAAAUGGCUGUCCAUUAGCUCUCCAUUUUUUUCUUCCCUUCAAACCCUACCUAAUCAAUCUUCCACCACCACCAAUGGCGAACCGUCGUCUUCUUCCUCCCCGUAGAUCCGUGUUCUUCCCGCUGCUGCUGCUCUCCCUGCUGCUUCUAUCCAGCUCCUCCGGCGAGGAUGACGUCAUAUGCUUGCGAGAAGUGAAGAACUCGUUGACCGACGCGGAGGGGAGGCUCAGCUCGUGGAAUUUCUCCAACACCACCGUCGGAUUCAUCUGCAAGUUCGUCGGCGUCUCGUGCUGGAACGACAGGGAGAACAGGCUCAUCGGAUUGGCGCUCCGCGAUCUCAGCCUCGCCGGAGUUGUUCCCGAUUCGCUACAGUUCUGCCACAGCCUGCAGAACCUCGAUCUCUCCGGUAACUCCCUCUCCGGUUCGAUCCCUCCCCAAAUCUGCACGUGGCUGCCGUACCUCGUCACGCUUGACCUCUCGCGCAAUGGUUUGACCGGUCAAAUCCCGGAGGAUCUAGCCAAUUGCUCGUAUCUGAACACUUUGAUCUUGGAUGAUAAUCAGUUAUCCGGUUCUAUUCCUUUCCAGUUUUCGAAUCUCGGAAGGUUGAAGAAGUUCUCUGUAGCCAAUAACGAUUUAUCCGGUACCGUGCCAUCGUUUAAUUCGAACUCGGUGGAGCUCGAUUUCAGCGGUAACAGCGGUCUUUGCGGCGGUCCGUUGGGUAAAUGCGGUGGCCUGAAUAAGAAGAAUUUAGCAAUUAUCAUCGCGGCAGGGGUUUUCGGUGCCGCUGCUUCGUUGUUGUUAGGGUUUGGAUUGUGGUGGUGGUGCUCCACCAGAUCCAGUAAGAGGGGGAAGAGAGGUUACGGCAUCGGAGGGAGAGAUGAUGGCGGCGGCGGUAGUGGCGGUAGUUGGGCGGAUAGAUUGAGGUCUCAUAAGCUUACGCAAGUUAUGCUGUUCCAAAAACCGCUGGUGAAGGUUAAACUGGCCGAUUUGCUGGCGGCAACGAAUAAUUUCGGAGCUGAGAGUGUUAUUGUGACGAGUAGAACAGGAACUACUUACAAAGCGGUUUUACCGGACGGAUCUGCGCUUGCGAUUAAGCGGCUGAGCGAGUGUAAGAUAGCGGAGAAGCAGUUUAGAAUGGAGAUGAAUAGGCUAGGGCAAUUAAGGCAUCCGAAUUUAGUUCCGCUGUUAGGGUUUUGCUUGGUGGAGGAGGAGAAACUCUUGGUCUACAAGCAUUUAUCCAACGGAACCCUCGGUUCGAUUUUGUGCGGCGGCGAUGCCGCAGUUUUGGAUUGGGCAACCAGGUUCAAGAUUGCACUAGGGGCGGCGAGGGGACUUGCUUGGCUCCACCACGGUUGCCACCCUCCAAUCCUGCACCAGAACAUAAGCUCUGGCGUGAUUCUGCUCGACGAGGACUUCGAUUCGAGGAUAAUGGACUUUGGUUUGGCGAGGCUUAUGACUUCUUCCGAGUCGAACGAGAGUAGUUUCGUGUAUGGCGAUUUAGGCGAAAUUGGAUACGUUGCUCCUGAAUAUUCGAGUACAAUGGUUGCUUCCACCAAAGGGGAUGCCUACAGUUUCGGAGUGGUGCUUCUCGAAUUGGCAACUGGAUUGAAGCCUCUUGAUGUUAGUGCGGCCGACGAACUGUUCAAGGGUAAUUUAGUCGAUUGGGUGAACCAGCUCUAUAUUUCUGGUCGGAUUAAAGAUGCUAUUGAUAAAAAGCUAUGUGGGAAGGGCAACGAUGAAGAGAUAGUUCGGUUCUUGAAAAUUGCGAGUAAUUGUGUCGUUUCUAGGCCAAAGGAUAGGUGGUCCAUGUAUCAGGUUUAUGAAUCACUUAAGAGCAUGGCCGAGGAGCACGGGUUUUCCGAACAGUUUGACGAGUUCCCGCUAUUGUUUAUGAAAAAAGAAUCGAAUAGCCCUAUUUGAGACUCUUCUCUAAGUUUCCGAAAUCGAUAAAUAUUUGUGCAGUGUAUGUGUUCUUGAUCUGCAUUCUGUAUAACACAUGCCAUAAUUGCGGGAUAUAGAUGUAUAAUUAUAAGAUCGCUCGCACAAAUUGUACUUAAGAUGUUGUGUUUAUUUUUCGAAAUUUGUUGUAAGAAAAGGAUAUCUUCUCGUGGGAUGUCGGUAUUUUAUUGUUUGCUAUUCAGAUGACACGUUUCUUAUUUUU